Messenger RNA from Penaeus monodon (black tiger shrimp), 3675 nucleotides. RefSeq names its product mitochondrial proton/calcium exchanger protein-like. Gene Ontology annotation, molecular function: ribosome binding; calcium ion binding. The record is from RefSeq and is a predicted model, not a curated record. NCBI's taxonomy places the organism in Eukaryota, Metazoa, Arthropoda, Malacostraca, Decapoda, Penaeidae. Gene Ontology annotation, cellular component: mitochondrial inner membrane. Gene Ontology annotation, biological process: intracellular monoatomic cation homeostasis.
CGGUGUCGUCUGCGCAGUCGCCGAGCCUCGCAGACGGCAGUUAUGAGGUGGACUUCAGUGAGCAAGGAUGAGUGGCGUCUCUAGCGUUUCUGUGGCCUUGGUCUGUGCCACGAGAAAUGUGAGACAUGGAUUUGGCCAAGUGCCCCCAGGUGUGGUCCUCCGACAGCCAUGGCGCAGCAGCAGUGUGGUGACCUCGAGGCUGCCCUCUGAGCUCGCGGUGACCUGCUCCAGCGCCUAUGGUUCCCUCGCCGGGGGCUGGGUGACCCGAGGACCCGGCCAGCACCAUGGGCACUGCCAGAUCUCCAGGCCGGUGGUGGUCAUAUCGCCCGCCCUCCACGUGUCCUAUACGACCGUUCAAGUGCCAUGCUACAGGAACUUUCACACUGCCACGCGGGCGUUCGAGAAGGAGAACCUGAAGCCCUCGUCACAAGUGGAAGUGACCGUGAAGGACCUCAAGGAGAAGGCCAAGGCGGCCGGCUCUCCGUUGCAGGACAAAAAACUGCAGGUUGUGGAAAGAAAGUCCCUAGGUGUGCGAAUAAAAGAGGAGAUACUCCAUUAUUACCAUGGCUUCAGGUUGCUCUUCAUCGAUACCAAAAUCUGCUUCAAGUACGUUUGGCGGAUCGUCAACGGGGAGGUCCUGUCCAGAAGAGAACACAGACAGCUGGUGCGGACGACGAGCGACCUGUUCCGGCUGUUGCCCUUCUCCGUUUUUGUAAUUAUCCCUUUCAUGGAGCUCCUGCUUCCUGUGGCUCUGAAGCUCUUCCCCGGCAUGCUACCUUCCACCUUCGAGACUGCCAACGAAAAGGAAGCUAAAAUGAAGAAGAGACUGAAAGUGAAAUUAGAGAUGGCAAAGUUCCUGCAACAGACGCUUGACAACAUGGCAGUGCAAGCCAAAGGUCACCGGUCGGAAAGUGCAAGAGAGUUUGUGAUGUUUUUCGAAAAGAUACAGAAAACAGGAGAGAAUGUAAGUAAUGAAGAGAUUCUCAAAUUCAGCAAGUUGUUCCAAGACGAGAUCACUUUAGACUCGCUGUCCCGGCCGCAGCUUGUUGCUCUGUGCAAGCUCCUGGAGAUGCAACCCUUUGGCACAAACAAUUUCCUGCGAUUUCAGCUGAGAUUAAAACUCAGAAACUUGGCAGCUGACGACAGGAUUAUUCAGCAAGAAGGUGUAGAUUCCCUAGCUGUGUGGGAGCUCCAGCAGGCCUGCAGAGCCAGGGGGAUGAGGGCGUAUGGUUUGUCAGAAGAACGGCUGAGACUCCAACUCCACCAGUGGUUGGACUUGAGUCUCAAUGAAAAGGUUCCCCCGUCAUUACUCCUCCUGUCAAGAACGCUGUACCUGCCAGAGAACGUGCGCCCGUCAGACACCUUGGCAGCCACCAUCUCUACCCUGCCAGAAGAGGUUGCCACUCGCACCAAAGCCGCUAUUGGCAAGCGUGAGGGCAAGAUUGACAACCUGACGCGCCUGGAAGUGAUCCAAGUGGAAGAGAGGAAGAUUGCCGAGGAUAAGAAGGAAUUGGAGAGGCGCAGCGACAGGAGGAAGCAGUACAAAAAGCUGCCAAGGAAACGGAGGCAGAAAUUCUCCUUCCUGGUGCCGAUGUUUCUCAGUUGACUCCAUCAGCGAACAAAAUCUUGACUGAGGGAGUGCAGGUUGCGAAGGCCACCGUAUCUGCGUCAGGAGAAAUUGAAGCGGACAAAGAGAAACUCGUUGACAAAGCGCCAGUAUUGGAAGAUAAGGCUGAAGUGCUGACCGAGGAGGUACCCAAGUUGGCUGUGGAGGUUGCAGCAGCCAAGGAGCUAACAGAGCUGACGGCAGAGGACCUUCGUGAGGUAGAGGAGGCUCUGGAGACCCUGGGGGUGGAGAAGAACAGGCUCAUCAUCGAAGAGCAGGAACUCUCCGAGCUGAAGAGCGAGCUGGCAGACUACCAGGAGGACGUAGAGGACUUUAAGAAGGCCCUGAUUGGAGCUGGUCUGAACAAGAAGGAACUGCGAGAAAGCAAGGCAGCUCGAAGACUCUUCAUCCGUGUGAACAAGAUGAUCAGCAAGAUGGAGCCGUUGUUGGAUGGCGUGGGGAAGGAGAAGGCUCAGCGGCAGAAAAUUGUGGAUGCUGGCGAAGCCAAGGCGAAGGAUAAGGCUGAACUUGUGAACCUGGAAGAGCUGGCCCGUCACAUGACCUACAUCUGCCACGCUCCUGAUACCUCCAAGGUGGAGAUGAUCCGGGAUGUGUUGGCGAAAAUGGACUUUGACCAAGACGGAGCUGUGAAGGUGGAGCACGUGUUGCGAGUUAUGGAGCUCAUGGUGGAUGAGCAAGUGGGCGUCUCCCCGAAGCUGUUUGAGGAGGUGAUCGAGAUGGUUGCCAAAGAAGAGCAGCUGGAGACGGCCAAACUCAUCAAACACGCCCUGGAAUCUGCCAAGGUGAACUCCCAGGAGGAAGAACACUCCAAGAAAACGCACCCCAGAGUAAUGUUCAAGAUGCUUCUUCGGUUGAGAGUGAAUCGAAAGUAGUGGCCGAUGAAAUAGACUUGAAAGAUUACCAGGCCAACAAAGACUCAGUGAUCGAAUCUACAGACAAGACUGAAGCCAAGCAGCAGGCGAACAGAAGUCAAUGACAAAGAGAAAAGAAUGAGUAAUAUUGUUGACAAUUUAGUCACCUAACUACUCAUUACCCUUUUGUUUCAGGAAUCCAAUAGAUGUUUAUUUAUUUUUUACUUUUGUGUAGCUAUGAAUUAUCAGUCAGUCAGGUUUGAAGUAUCGCCCUCAUCCCAGUGAUAGACAGUGAGAUUUAAUGCAUGAGCAUUUGCUUCGCCUGAGAAUUUUUAAUACCUUCAGAGCAAAAGUUGUGAGCAGUUCCAUUGGCAAGAAAUUCACGCUGAAGGAUCCUUCUGUUUUGGAUUCAUUAUAAAUUUACUAGAGGUUUACAUAGAUUCAGAAGUUGAUUAGAUGAUGAGGUUUCUUACUCACUGAUUUUGUUAAAAGUAUAAUGGUUUAUGCAACCACCCAGAUAUCUUAAAGCUUAUUGUAAAUAGGGAACAAUACCGGCAGUACUUUUUUCUGGUACUUACUUCCAGUAUGGCAUUUUUUGUGUGCAGUAUAUUUUAACCUGUAAGUACUUCUGUAUAGGUCAACAUUUUUUUGUAAAUAACCAGAUUGUAUUUAUUAUUAUAUCAGCUUGUAUAUGUGCUGUGAUAUUUGCAAAGGUAUAUUGUUAUUUGAUUUUUGUUAGGGUGAAUGAAUGAUGAUGAUGUUGGAGAGAAUGUGUUAGGAGUUAGUCUGACAAGAGGAAGAAAUGUUGCAGUUUGGCACAUUCGGAGGAGGAACUUUACGAAGUCGUCAAAUAUUAUAUUUGUGAAUAAACACGAAGGGUUUACAGUAAUGAAAUCAAACAAAUGUUUACAAUGUUUCCUAUUGUUCCAUUAAGCAAUUGGUCUAUAAUUAGAAUAUUGUUAAAUGUUUAUCUGUUUAUGGUACAAUUUUGGUCAUAUUAGUUACUUAAAAUGGUGAAAUUAACCUGAUUAGGAUUCGGCAUUUGGAUUGUAAUAUAUGCAAAUAUUAAUGAAUCAAUGAAGAAAUGCAUUUCUGUUCUUUUAAUUAUUGACAUGUACUGUAUUAGACAAAUUACAGGUAUAUACAUCAAAGAACAUCACUAUUUAAUGAGGAAAAAAUAAAAAUAUUUUUUUUUUA